Messenger RNA from Lathyrus sativus (Indian pea), 270 nucleotides. The record is from the annotation of a GenBank genome assembly. NCBI's taxonomy places the organism in Eukaryota, Viridiplantae, Streptophyta, Magnoliopsida, Fabales, Fabaceae.
AUGGCGGAACAAAACGAACAACAACAGGACCUCCCUCAACCUUCCGAUCCCCCGUUACCAUUUGAUCCCAGUCGAAUGGUUGGUAUCAUCAAAAGAAAGGCCUUAAUCAAAGACUUAGCUGCUGCAUACCAUGCUGAAUGCCUUCACUAUUGUCAAGAGCUUUUGGAACUUCAAACUAAAUGGGAUGAGCCAUUUAUUGACUUAAAACCUCUCGAGGAAUCAAAAAAGGAGCCAUCACGACCCUCUAAACGCAUGAAAAAAUUGCGCUAG